AUGGCUGAUGAUACGGCAAAGCUGAGCCCCAAUUUGAACAUCCGUAAGAAGCGUAGUGUUCAGUUCCUUGUCGAUGGCCACCUUCACGAGCAUGAGGCGGCCAUUUUCAACGCCGCGCUGCUCAACGAUGCCUCCUGUACUUCCUCUAACGAUGGCGACAAUGUGUCAAUCAAGAGCACUAGUUCGAGUUGCCGUCUCCUCCAUCCCAUCCACUCGGCCAGCCCACGACCUGCGGGCGUCGAAACGGAAGAUGACGACGACGAUGAGGACGGUAGCCCAAUCACCAUCUGCCGACCUCCAGGUGCCCCCGAUGAGCUCGCUGUUUUCGAGAUUGGGCUCGGAAUGCUGCGACAGCACACCAUUUAUGAGAUUCAAUUCCUGCUUCCUGCUGCUGGCCGACUCGACACGGAAGAUGUUGAGGUCAUUCGAUCCAAUGUUGUUGUGCCCGAAGGGGGACGAAAAUUUCAGCUUUCUGCCGAAGUGGACGUCUUGCAAAUUGACUACUUGAAAGACGAAGAUGUCUACAAACUGACACUGAGAAUGACCACAACUGCCAAUCCUCACUUGUUCGAGAAUUUCGCCCUGAAGAGUGUCGCACACCAAGACCAAUGCGUUUACUUCAUUCUGCGUGGAAACGCCUUGGGCAAGGGACAUGGCACGCCUUCCCUUCGGCUGGGCAUCCAUCAGGUGGGACACUCGGCGGAGUUUGAGGAAUCCGACGCGAAGACCGAAUGGGCUGGCUUUGUGGAGGAGGCGGCGGGAGAGAGCCAGGAGUAG
Messenger RNA from Mesocestoides corti, 777 nucleotides. The record is from the annotation of a GenBank genome assembly. Lineage: Eukaryota; Metazoa; Platyhelminthes; Cestoda; Cyclophyllidea; Mesocestoididae.